Molecule: messenger RNA, 13972 nt
Organism: Mercenaria mercenaria
Lineage: Eukaryota; Metazoa; Mollusca; Bivalvia; Venerida; Veneridae
Exons: 7
Coding region: 187-5802 (1871 amino acids)
Biological process (GO): positive regulation of transcription by RNA polymerase II
Cellular component (GO): transcription regulator complex; nucleus; histone methyltransferase complex
Source: RefSeq, a predicted model, not a curated record
UAUUGCAAAUGGCGGCACUUGUUAUUGUUCCAUGGCGUUGAAGAAACAAGGUCAUUUCUAGGAACGUUUUAUCGCCUCCACAGUGUUGUUGUUGCUGUUGUUAUGCAGUAGAUAUGCUGAGGCAAAGUACUAACAAACAGUAGUUUCAAAGUUGAUGGCAAAGAUAAAAGGUUUUAAUGAGAGGAUAUGGUGCACAGAAAGCGACUUCAGUUGACGAUGGGUCCCCAGGAGGACUACAUUGAGACUGUGUUCACCUGUGAGGGAGAUUACCACGAUCCACAUCUCAAGGAUCGACUCGAGGAUUUCCAGAAAAGUCUGAAGGACCUCCUACUCACAGAUAAGAAGAAGCUGAUUUUGAAAAAGGUAGAGCCUUGGAAUAGCGUCCGCGUAACAUUCAAGAUUCCAAGAGAGGCAGCGUCUCGAUUGAAACAACUUGCUCAGCAGGGAAAUGCCACUCUUAGGGAAUUAGGCGUUCUUGCUGUAAAGAUAGAAGAUCAGAACAUUUCCCUUACAAUAGCUGGACGAAAUAAUGAAAGAACUCAACUUGUGUUCAGAACAGGGGAUGCAAUCCAAGCAACUACUCCAUCAGUCUCAGUGUAUAAUACAAACUCACCAUCUUUAGAUGAAAUAGGUCCUCAGGGGCCAGGACCUAGUCAUGUAGAUGUGACUAGUAAAAACAUUGCGGAUUAUUUAAGACAAGGGCCUUCAUUGUUAGAUUCAUUAUUCAAUCAGCAGUUGAGUGAUCGGCAUAUGGAAGGAACAAGAGCAAAAGUUAACAGUAUAUUAACAGAACACGGCCUAGGGCAGCAUAGAACUUUUCAGCAGACAGCAAGUAAACCUAGUCAUCAUAACAAUCCAUCAACUUCAAGUCCAUCAGUUAAUUCAGUGAGUCCUAGCAGGAGUCCGGUGGGGUCGGGAGGGCUCAAGUUUCCGCAGUUACCUGGUAUGCCACCUGGUUUACCACCAGGGAUGCCCCCUGGACCUCCAAGGCAUGCCCUGGACAACCUUCCUCCACCACCCCCUUACCCUGAAGGCAGCUCAUAUAUGAACAAUCUCCAGAAGUUGCGACUGAGUAGUGCAGGGACGAGUCCUCUUUUGGUAAACUUAUUGCAAAAUGAUCCAAGUUUAUCAAGUUUACUUGGGGCUGGACGAUUGCCCCCAAAUUUAGACCCAGAUCUAUUACAACCACCGAAGAAAAAGAGAAAACCGAGAAAACCUAAAGAAAAGAAAAAGAAAGAAGGGGAGCUAAUGUCAGUUCCAAAUGCUGUUAUACCGGGAACUUCAACAGAGGUUUCUAGUGUAGCUUCUUUGACGGCGUCAACACAUACAACUUCAGCUGUCAUCAAUCGUAAUUUGAAUCCAUCAGUUAAAGAACAAGGCUUUCAGAAUGUUUCUCAGGCACUUAUACAUGGUAAAAACAUACAGACUGAACAAAAUUUGCCAUUGACUAGUCCAGGUGUGUGUCGUAAAGAGGAAUGUGAUACUACUGGCAAAAUUAUUAAUCCAGUUACAGGACUUCUAGAGCCCAUGGAUUUAUCAGACACAAGUCCAUCUAAAAGUGAAGGUGAUAAAAAUUCUCCGCGAUCUCUUAUGAAUAAGGUAGGACUUACUGGUGAUCACAGACUUGAUAGUGCACAUGGGGAUGUAGGUCGCACAGCAGAACUUCAGGGUAGAUUAGAAAACCCCAAUCAGGGCAUCCAAAAACAGUUAACUGAACAGUUAAAUUCUCAUAGUGUAGCUUCAAGUGAACAUAGUUUAAAGCCUUUUAGUUCUAGUCACAUUAGUAAAAAUGUUUCAAUACAAAAACACUACCCUGAAGGUGUGAAAAAUGAUAUGUUGACAAAAGGGCGAUUGAAAAAUGACAUAAUGCCCUCACAUAGUAACUUAGAACAAAUUGUACCAAAAAGUGAACAUGAAGUGACAAAAGAAAGGCCUGAAGACAAGUGUGAUAACUUAAGUGCUUUGGAAUUGACAAAGAAAGCUGAUUCUAAUAAGAGUGAAAAAUUACCUCAGGAAAAUGACUCUACAUCUAUUCCCCUUCAAUUGCUCAAUAAACCGUUGUUACAAAUUAAACAUGACAGUAUGAUUAAGUCAUCUGGGUCGCCGGACAGUAACGGAGACUCAGAGUGUUCAAAUCUAGAUACUCAGAAUGGCCCCGAAACUGGCAGUCACCCGGGUCCUCAUUUAGACGUGCGUUGUUACAACAACGACUCUGGUGUUGGCAGUUGUUCUGAGAGGUCAGAUGAUACACCGUCCGAACAUGGAGAUAAUGACUUUAAAUCUGGGAAUCACAACUCAUUUGAAUGUGCCAAAACUCCAAAUAUAGAUUCUCUUAAACAAGCUCCACCACCAAAUGCUAAAAAUAUGAUUGUAGGUUUUGCUUUAGAAGAAACUCAGAAAAAUCAUAAACAUGUCACUGAGAAGGCCAUUUUGAACUCGGUUUUCGAAAGGGUGAAAAUGAAAAGUGAAAAAAUGGAAAUGUGUUCUACUAGUCAGUCACAACAAUUGCAUAACAACUGGUCAGAUGAAUCAUUGCAGUUCGCUAACAAUGUAGAAAACCGAGUAAAACAGGCGGUGUAUGAAAGCAUCCAUAGAAAAAGUCCAAAAAUGUCAACAAAUUUACCAAACUCUUUGCAUCAUGCUGUUGGAGGGCAGUUUCCUAUGCAAGGUUCAGAGUCAUCUAUGCAGAAAAAGAAAUCUAGCCCACGUAACAGCCCAAGAGGUAAUUGUAGCCCUCGUAAUCCUAGUAGCCCACGCAAUCCAGGUAGCCCAAGGGGAGGUGGUAGCCCUAGAAGUUCAGAACAGACCCAGCAGGGAAGUAAUAAUCGUCAGUCAUUCCGUACCAACCAAGAAGUACCAGCACAUAUGUCGUCAAGGGAGUCUCACAGUAAAUCACCUUACAGUGAAUUAAACAAAUCCGAACAAAGGCGAUCACCAUUUCAUAUGUUGUCAACUCCCCAUUCAGUAGCUGCAGCGGCAGCAGCAAGCAUGUCUGGGAUUCUAGGGGCCCACAUGAAUCAUGUUGAUGCAUUGCAUCAUGGUGGUGUUGAACCUUGUACAGUUUCACCACAGUGCAAUAUAGACAGCAUAGCGCUUUUGAAAUCCUUUGAAGCCUAUGCUCAGCCCCAUCUCAGCCAACUCAUGGCUGCAAACAAGGAUCCAGGUUUUCUUCAAAAACUCGAAGAUUUGAAACCUUUUUUUCAAAAAUUGCAACAACAUGCAGCUUCUCGGACAGCUGCAACCUCAGUAGCAAACGGUCUGGAGAAUUUAAAUCAUACUUCUAGGUCUCAGUCUGCAAUGAGUCAUUUGACAAAGUCAAGUGUUGGUUCAACUGUGACUGAUAUACAUUCUGUCAGUGAAAGUCCUGUGAUGCCAAAUAGUUUACAUGCUGGUCAGUGUAAUACAAAUGUGCUAACAUCUUUGAAAAAUGAUAAAGAAAGUAAUAGUUUACAUACAAAAGUUAAUAAAGUUGUGACAGAGGAACAAAAGAUUGUUUCAAGUGUGUCAUCUAGGAGGUCAUCACCUGGUGCAGCUACAAGCACCUCUGUCUCAAUGCAUUCUUUUGAUUCCUCAUUACCUCCACCAAAGCGACUAACUGAGUCAGUGCAGAAGUUGUUUCCAUUACCAUUGUUUGACACGUCUCUACCUCAUGUGAAUCGCAGAUCUCCGUCAAGUAGUGCCUCUGUGACGAGAACGAGUUCAAGUCACAUGGCACCAGGCAAUGCAAACACACGGGGAUCAGCUCCAUUGAUGUCCACUUCAUUUUCAACAUCAAACACGCGAAAUUUUCUGGCAGAAACUUCAGUGCUUGAUAUUGACUCUAUCACUCCAUCAAUAACAGCAGUUAGCAUUGGACCAAUAGACUUUCACAGUGAUACCUCUCGUAAAGUUGGCUUGGAUGCUAUAAAUUUAGAACACAAAGGCAUUACGCCAAGUUUAUCAUCGGUAGACUCUCAGCCAGUUAGCAUGGCUUACCCGGGUGUUGUGUCGUCCUCUGCUACUAAAUUAGUACCAGCUGUAACUGGUUCUAUACCUUCACAUAAAUUAGGAGAUUCUGGUGGAAAUUCUUUAAACUCAUCAGUGACUCAGUAUAGUAGUUCUAGGACUGAAACAACUUCUAGCUCUCUAGCAGUUAGUAGUGUCAAUGAAAUUAAAACCCCAUUGUGCAAUAGUGAAACCAAAAUGGCAGGCAAUAGUGCAGUGCAGUCUAAAAGUAAUAACUGUCAGACUUCCUCGUCUGGAUUAGGCCCUCCAGUACUGCAUCCACAGACUGUUAGUCAACCACUUCAGUUGAAUUUGGAUAAAUCAAAAAGUAGGUAUUCACAAAUGGGGUUGUCUGAAAUGCUUCAAGAAACGGCAAAUCUUCCCGCACCUACUGCGGCAACUACAACAUCGCAUCCUGUUCAACCAAUUAAAACACCUACAUCAGUUGCAAGUGUAAGUUCAGGGCCUGAUAAAACAUUACCAGUUAAUUUUAUUGAAAAUUUACAGUCAAAUAUUGAGCCGCAGAGGCAAGCAAAUAGCCCAGCAGUUGAAACAAAAAAGCUUAACUGUGAUGAAAAAAGUGAAAAGCAAAAAGAUUCAUCAAAUGCAGGGACUAAAGUAGGUGUUGAUGAUUCAGAUAUCCCUAAAUUAAAACGUCAGCCUAGCCUUAGUUUUUCUAGUAAACCAGGGCCUGUUAUGAGGUCAACAUUGAGCAGUGAUUCGUGUGAUAGUGAUCUGAAUAGGUCACAAGAUUCAUGUUCAUCUAAUAAUUUGACUCCUCCGGUACUUAUAGCUGUGUCGGAAUUUCAGGAAGGUAAAUCAGCAUCGGAAAAAGAUCCUUUACUAGUGAAAUCUGAGGUUGAAAAUCAUACUGAAAAUACUAAUUUAAUAAACACUUCUAUAGACAUACAAAGCCCAACUGGGUCUACUGUGAAUACAGGUAUUGAAAAUGUAACUGAAGGAUUAAAAGAUCAAGCAGUUGAUGUAACUGAGGAAAAACCACUGAUUCUGUUAGUAAAUAAUGAUACAAGCAUUAUAAGUGGCAUUAAUUCUAUUCAUGAAGACUCUGAAACUUCUCAAACAGUUGGAGUCCAGAGACAGAAAUCAUUAAGAAAACGUAGGGCAUCUUCUGAAAGUAUUGAAGAAAAGUCUGAAGGUGCUGCAAGACAAUUAAGAAGUAGAAAAAGAACUAAUACUUGUGAAAAUGAUGGUAAUGUUCCAGAAGAUGCAAAAAAAUUAAAACUAGAUCCAAAUACUGAGGUGUCUAAUAAAACUGAAAGUGCUAAAGAUAAAAAUGUGCUAAGUGCUAAACCAAGUUAUGUAAGUCCAGUGCAAGAAGCUAAAAUUGUUGAUGAACCUAAUACUCAAACUGAAUCAAUAAAGGCAGGACUAAGAACUCGGACAAACUCUAAAAAUAUGCAGGAGGAAAAACCAAAGCUGCCAGCUGUGAGAGAAAGUCGAAAAGACAGUAAGGUGGUGUCUGGAAAAGGAGUUGUUGAGAAGAAGGCAGAAGUUGCAAAAAUUGAGGAAAUGAAGCGUAACCAGCAAACACGGAGAAACAGACAGUCACCAUCUGCACCAGCCUUAGAAAAACAGGCAGGAACAAAUGUUGUUAGAGAAAAAUCUCCACUGCGAGGUAGUCGAACCAGAGGUCGUAAUUCUCCAGUUGUUAUGGAGAACUGUGAAGAGUCCCAAGAAAACAAACGAACCACAAGAUCAGCCAAAUCUAAGGAAACUAAAGCAGAGGGAACUACUGCACCAGCAGGCAAAGUUACAGCUGCCAAUAAACGUCGAAGAACAUCACAGGAUCAUAGGUAGCAGUAGUUAACAGGAUGGAGUUGGUAUACCAGUCACCUGUGUCUAGCAUGAGAAUGCAGUAGAUAUCUGAGGGUAUCAACACCUCGAUCAAGCACAAUUGUAGAAGAUGGUAUUAGGAAUAUGUGAAGCAAGGGAUACAUUGCAUGCAAGGAAGGAGGGUUAAGGAAGUGAUUCAAGAUAAAGUUGAUGUUUAGCAGAGUUGUUACACAUAUGUUGUUUUAAGGUGGUAUUACAGGAAUGUUGGUCGCAGGUUGGUUCUUUUGUAAGUGCUAGAACUUGAGGGAGGUCAGGAAUGAUCUGUGCCUCGAGAAAAGUGAACACAUAGUUGCGCGAGUGCAGUGCAACAAAUUUGAUGAAAAAGUUUAGGCGUAACAAUACUUUGUUUUGAGGCUGCCAAUGAUAGCUUCUUUAAAGUGUGAUACUAUUUGCUUCAUAAACACAGGAUGAGGACCUUACAUAGCGCUAUCACAUAGUUAACAUAUAAAAUAUGUAUAAAAUGCUCAUUGUAUUGCAUAUUUCUCAUUAAACAAUUUCAUAGGUGUUAUAUAUCCCAUAUUAACUUUCAUAGAGUUGUUAAUAGAUAACAGUUUGAGAAUUUUCUCAUACAGAUUAUCAAGUUUUCAUAAUACAAAUUGUUUUUUUGUUUGUUUUUUUUCCCUUAUGUUGUACAUAGCAUCUUUGUAAAUUGGCAGUAGAAAAAAAAUGCAGUCAUUUUUGUUAUAUUUUUUCAUUUUCAUGCUGUAAAUAAAAGUUGUACAUAGUAUGAACACUAAUCAUAUUUAAAUAUGUAAACUUAACAUGAAAAUGAAAUGGUGAAAUAUUCCUAUAUUAUUUGUCAUGAAGAGACGAUUUUUUCAUGGCCAUUUUGUGAUUUUGUUUGUUACUUUAUGAUUUUAGAGAUUUAGAUUAAAGCAUCAUAUAAAUGACUCUUGUUACUGAUGUAUAGUGUUGAGAAGUAUAUAGGAUAUCUAUACAUUUACGCUGUUAUUUAAGUCUUCUUUUUUUUCUUUAAAUCAAAAUAGACUCCUGUAGUGUGUAUAAUGUUUUUGUAUCUCUAAUUUUGUGUAUACAUCUUACGUCCUAAACUUUUUCUCUUUUUUAUUCCGGAAGGGAGGCAUAUUAGUUUUCAACUGUCCAUCAGUUUGUUCGUUCGUUCAUCACAAUGAUAACUUUCUGCAUGAAGGCACUUUACUCGCGAACCACUGCACCCAGGACCUUCAAACUUCACUUGCAGAUAGUACUUAUUGAGUACACAACCCCUACUGACUUUGGGGUCACCAGGUCAAAGGUCAAGGUCACAGGAGCCAAUGUUAACUUUUUGCAUGAAGGCACUUUACUCGCGAACCACUGCACCCAGGACCUUCAAACUUCACAUGCUGAUAGUACUUAUUAAGUACACAAUCCCUACUGACUUUGGGGUCACCAGGUCAAAGGUCAAGGUCACAGGGGCCGAUGUUAACUUUUUGCAUGAAGGCACCUUACUCGCGAACCACUGCACCCAGGACCAAACUCCACAUGCUGAUAGUACUUACUGAGUACACGACCCUUACUGACUUUGGGGUCACCAGGUCAAAGGUCAAGAUCACAGGGGUCAAUGUUAACUUUUUGCAUGAAGGCACUUUACUCGCGAACCAAUGCACCCAGGACCUUCAAACUACACAUGCUGAUAGUACUUAUCGAGUACACGACCCCUAUUGACUUUGGGGUCACCAGGUCAAAGGUCAAGGCGCUGCGGGGGCAUUUGUCACCAUUAGUGACAGCUCGUUUCAGAAAUUAUUCUUGAAAUGCCAUUUUUAAUUGAUUUUUUGACAUUUACCUGUAGAUUGAAUAUUAGGAAUCAUGUGCUAAUUACUAGUGAUUGAAUCUUUUUCUAGAAAGUAUUAAACAGUGAUAUGAUUUCUGGUCAGUUAAUUUACUCUCAAAUAUAUAAGUAUAUAUUGGGACUAUAUUGGAGUCACUCAUGCCUGCCCGUCCACUCCAUAUCUUUUUAACAGCUGGGAAGAUGUUCAUAAAUUUGGCAUUGAUUAUUAACAUUUAUUAGUAUCAAGACAUUGUGCAGAUUGUACAACGUAGGUCACUAGGCCCAAGGUCAGGUCAAACUUCUGAGUCUAGUGUCAAAUACCUUAACCUUGUGUUUGCUCCAUAAUUGCUUGGAAGAUUUUCAUAUAACUUGCAUCAAUUGUUUAACUUGUUCAGACCACUUUCAGAAUGCACAGUCCAUGUCACUAGUCUGAAAGUCAAGAUCACACUGUUAGGUCAAAGAUAAAAUAGGCUAACUUUGUGAUUAAACUGCUUGGAAGAUUUUUAGUAAACAAACAGUUGUUUACCUCAUCAAGAUGACAUGCAGAGCACAUAACCUGGGUCACUAAGGCCAAGGUCACUUUUAAGAGGUCAAAGAUCAGAUAUCUCAUACUUGCGCCAGCUACAUGUUCUUAACCACCUGAAGGAUUUUCAUAAAAGUAGUACCAUUCAAGAUUACAUGCAGAGUACACAACUCAGUUCACUAGGUCCAAGGUCAAGGUAACACUUCAAGGUCAAAUACAUGAUCACAAUAUUUUACUUUCUCUAUCAAAAGUGUUGUCUUGGGGUGUUAAUAACAUUUAAUGAUAGCUAUAGUUGUUGUUUAAAAAUAGUUUUCAUGACAGAACCAGUAUCUGUUACAAUUGACAGAAUCAGUCAAAUUGUAGGCUUGAAACUGCCACACUUCACAGUAAUAAGUAAAUUUUGCCCAUUAAUGAUUGGAAAUAUUUUGAUCGAUAUCCUAUUGUGUGACUUUAAAGGCAUUAUAUAUUUUGCAGUUAUUAACAUCUCUUUUGAAACUCACAUAUUGAAAUGUAUGUGUUAAUGGACAGAAUGGCUGUUUAGUGUACAGUUUGAGAAAGGUCAUGUCUUUGUUGUUAAUAUAAGUUUAAAAUAAGUGAUGAUGAAACUUAAAAUGAUUUAUAUGAGAAAAACAACAAUGUGUAUCAAACAGGUGAAAGCAAAGAUGAAAUUAUUUUUUUCUCAGAGAUAUACAGGGCAUUCUUUGUACAUUUCCAAGAAAAUAUUGUUAAUGGAAGGAAAGGUGAAUGAUUACAGUGUCUUUUGUUGAGACUUUACAUCCUAAGAAAAAAACACCUUGUUUUGAUAUUGUAUAUCAUGGAAGGUGUUGGAGAGAAGGCCUUUUCUACAUUUAACAUAUUCAAGUUAGAUGUCUGGUUAAAUCAACUGGUAAAGUGCAAUGUUGUAUGAAUGCAUGGUCAAGGUUAAUAUUCUCCAGUACAUUUCAGAAGACGGUUUGGCUGAAGUCACAUGUCCUCUAUUUGCAGUUUAUGUUUGGUAAGUUGUCAGUCAGUGGCAGAGACUGUGGGGAUGACAGUCAAACAAAUAUUUACUUUAAAAAAAUGAUAAAAAUGAUAAGAAAAGAUGUAAACUAAAAAGUUAAUUAUGUUAAAGUAUGUUGUUUGUUUUUGUUCCAUUGAACUUGGUGACUGGUCACACUUAAAUUAUUCUACUAGUUGUUUAUCAGUACAAGCACUACUAGUUGUUUAUUGGUGCAAGAACUACUAGGCCUCUAUCUGUUAACGGUUAAUUGUCAUGCAUCGGUGCAAGGAUUACUGGUCGUUCAUCCAAUCAAGGACUUCUAGUUGUUUAUAGGUACAAGGACUACAAUUUGUUUAUCGUAAAAAGACUAUUGUCGUUUAUCUGUACAAGGACUAAUGGUUGUUUGUCGGUACAAGAACUACUGGUUGUUUACCAGUACAAGUACGACUAGUUGUUUACCAGUACAAGUACGACUAGUUGUUACCAGUACAAGUACGACUAGUUGUUUAUCAUUAUAGGAAUAUUCAGUUAUUUUAUCCGCUAAUUAUUCCAUAUCACAGGCUAUGUGCUAUCAUAUAUUCAAUAAAUGUUUCAAUUUCAAUGUCUUUGUUAAACAGAUCAAAUAGCUUUCCUUUUGUUGUGGUUGGUAAUGGGGAUUUUAACAUUUCACACGAAAAGUGAUACUUAAAUUAUUUUUUAAAAUCUUGAAGUUAUUAGUAAUAUUUUGUUUCUUAUCACAGCCAUAAUGCUAUCACAUAUUCAAGCAUAAGUUUCUUAGUCAAGCAGUGUGUGGAGCAUUCUGGAGAACUUGUUAUUCUUACAUAUGUAAUAAAACAACCUGCAGAUUUUGGGCAUAAAAGCAUUUGUUAGUAUUGGAAGGAAUAGUAUAAUUAUUUAAAAAAGAUUUUUUUCUUUUCUAUUUUGUGUACAUACAGAUGUAGAAAAUUGAAAUAUUGAUGCAGUAUUAACAAAUAUUUACUAAACUGAUUCAUACAGGAUUAAGUUAUAUAUUUUGAUUGUUGGUUCGAUUUUUGUUUUAAUAUUCAGAGGAAGUGGGGGGGGGGGGGGGGGGGGGGGGGUGACAUUUGUUAAUUGAAAUAAGCUGAUUUUUCUUCAACAGUGAUGAUUUUAAAAACUAUUAUCAAAGACGCCUUUUUACUAUUGUAGUGGCAGUGUUGUUUAUACAAGUUUGUCAUGCACUACACUAUGUUUCUGCAUACAUCUUGUUAUCUUCUAGUUUUCUUCUUUCAUUCUUACAGUUACCUGUUGCUUCUUCCUUUUCAUCCAUCUUCUCUUCGUCAAAUUUUAUGUGAUACAUAUGUUUAAAUCUGAUAACUUUUACAUCUUUUAAGGAACUUGUUAUAUUAAAUUUAUUUGCUGAAAAUGCCAGUGCUGUGUAGUGGUAUAAGUUCAACUUUAAUCAGGCAAGUCAUUCAUUAAUACAUAUUUGAGUCGUGCCGUGGGAAAACCAACAUAGUGGCUUUGCGACCAGCAUGGAUCCAGACCAGCCUGCGCAUCCACGCAGUCUGGUCAGGAUCCAUGCUGUUCGCGAACAGUUUCUCUAAUAGCAAUAGGCUUUGAAAGUGAACAGCAUGGAUCCUGACCAGACUGCGCGGAUCCAUGCUGGUCGCAAAGCCACUAUGUUGGUUUUCUCAUGGCGCGGCUCAUUUGUCAAAAUAGCUAGUAACUCUCCUUAGUCAUCAAGUGUUAAUCAUGCUUCUUGCAAAUUCAUUCGCUUUUGCUGUAUUUAGGUUGCACAGCCCUGAAAUUUAGAAUAAUACUUGUUUCUGAGGUCCUCUGAUUAAAAAAAAAUCCUGUUUUUUGACUGGCUGUUGAUGGUCGGUCCAAUUAUGGUGAGUGGAAUAAUUGUUACUUAUCAUGUCAACUAUUUUAAAUGAUUCUGAACUGCCAGAUGGGUUUUCACAAUUCUUAUUAAAUAAUACAUUCUUGCACGAAACUCUGAGGUGUAUUUGAAUAGUCCCACAUGAGCUCAAUGUAGUGUGAUAACUGGAUGAUUACAGCUUGUGAUACGGACUUGAUUACCAUCAGGCAACAUAUGGUCUAUAGAUUGCCCACUUAAAGUUGUGUUAUCACAUCCAAACUUCAGCAUAAUACAAUGUACUGUAAGUCCUGUUAAAAUGUUCUUUUAUAAUGCAUGCUUUCAUUCUGUAUGAAAUGUAGCUAAAUUGUAAAUUUAACACCGGAAGGAGCUUGUUUAUUAAAAAUGUGAUUGAAAGCUAUAAUUAGUUUGUAUUCAUAUUCUUUGUUUCUUUACAAAUUUUAUUCUUUACACAAGUUUGAAACAAUGAUAUUCUCCUCUUUGUCAGAAAAAGUGUACAGGCUUGAAAGCUUCAGCUUUGGGAAAAUAAUACCGGAUGUAUUGAAAAGUUUCCUUUGUAAAAUUUAGUUUCAUUGGGACACAAAAGUCAUACUGAUUUUAUACUGUUCAUAACUUGUUAAAACAAUAAACUGUUGAUAAAAUAGGUUUUGCUUUCUUAUUGAAGCUUUUAAUUUUGACAAAAUUGUGCAGAAAAACUUGUUUUUCACUAUCAAAAUGUAUAAACUACUAUUUAACAGUCAUAAUUACUAAAACAAUAGUCAAAGAACAUCAAACAAAAUGUCUACAUACACAUAAACACCUUGCUUGAACGUCUUUCAAAAGCAUAUGUUAUAGGGAUAAUUCUUUAAAAAAAGUUAUCCUGCCGUUUUUGCCUUUGUUUUCAUCAACAUAAUCAAAUUAUUGCACAAUGUUGAAGCUUGUUUAAAGUUUUGUAUUAAUUAGUUCACAAUUGCAUACAAUAACGUGGUUGAAACAGGUAAAAGAAAAUUAGUACCAGGUCUUAGAUUUUGAUAUUUAUCUAUAUACUUUUAUGAUACGAUUUUUCUUCUUCAACAGGUGAUUAUAUCAAGGCACAUAUAUAUGAUUUUAAUGAGGAUUAGUUUUUUUGGCUGAGUUAUUAGCUUUAUAAAAUCAGUAAAAUUUGUGUCCCCUUAAAACAUUGCAUUGAUGAAGUUGCUUUCAUUCUUUAGUGUUUGUUUCUUACCAUUUGACACCUUUUCGUAUCACUUAAUUCUUUCUAAGUGCUCAUAUUUAUUUAUAUCGAAACUUUUCUGAGAAAACUUUAAUAACUAGCAAAAUCAGUUCAAGGAAAUUUAGAAUCUGCAGCCCAUAUUGUGUAAAGGAUACCAUACUGUUCAAAAGUAACUUGAUAUUUUUAUGACUGUAACUUGCAUGAUAGUUCUCUUCUUUUGUUUAGUGGAAUUUUAAGUAGAACUUUCCUCAGUAUAUUUGGCAGACCUGUUAUUAUUUAUUUGGACCUAAAGCUUUCAGUAGUUUUUGUUUUGAACAAGUCAUUAAUAUCCAUACAAUCGGGAUUUUAUAGGGUGAUGUUAUUAACAACAGAUGUAAUAGUGAUAAUUCUGUAAUACGUAUUUGAUAUAAAUGUCUACACAAAGUGUGUUUUUUAAAGACACACACCAAAUAUAGCUGUUUACUGCUGCUUCCUGCAAGGGAUUCUUUGAUAAAGUUAUAGCAACAACUAUAGUAGUUUCAAUUUUUUUUUGUUUUAUGCGAAAAAAUUGAAAUUAUGUGUAAUCUAAAAAUUCAUAAAUACACAGACAGACAGCAAACAGAUAUUUAAAGGAAGUUGAAAGAAAAGUCUUAAUAUAAAGAAAGUUCUUAAGAGGUUAAAAUUGACCUAAUUUUCUCAAAGAAGGGCUUCAACUCCUAGAAAAAAUAUGUCUUCAUUUUAGCAGGCUAUAAUUUAGGGCCUUACCAGAAUUUUUAUUAAGUUUUUGAUACUUGCUGGUAUAGAAUUUUUGCCUGUUCUUCUGUUUUAGCCAAAAGUAUGGGAAAAACUCAAAAUGUCACUUUGUUAGUGCUUUUAUUACUUUUAAGGUAAAGGACACUUUAAAAUGGUAAAUAUUUAAUAUUUGUAAUGGUACCUGACAUGAAGGAUUUGGUUAUAUUUCAGUAAUUGUUAAAGGUUUCAAAUAGAAAACAUCAGCAUUUAAAACGAAAAAAGUGGUCUAUGUUUAUAAUACAAUUGUAUAGACUAGUCUUUCUUUUGAAGUCACUUUAUUUAUAAAGUUGAGAACCUUUAUCAGGUGCUUGUUACUAUGUUCUGGAAGUUGCUUCAUGUGCCAGCACGUAUACCUGUUUCGAAUUUUCAGUCUCUCACGAAAAGUAAGAUUAUUUGUUUACUUGACACUAUAAUUUCUUUGUUGUGAUUUGAUUGCUGUUACUGAUGAAAGCUUUAGGUAGAUUUAUUUCUACAGCAAUAACUGACUGUUACACAUUGUAUAUGAUCAGAAUGCAGAAUGAUUAUAGAAUUUGUGAUUUUUUGUUAUGUGUGAAAAAUGUAAUUUAUGAAAGUAGUGCAAAUUGGAACUAUUUUCUUUUACAUUUAAACACAGUUUUAUAUUAAUCUUUAAUUCUACCAGUAAAUAUAAACAGAUCACAUACAUCAUUAUUUCAAGUUCUUCAAUUAAAGGGGCAUUACAUUUCAUUCUGUUCGUAAUUUUCUACCUGGAAAUGGUCGUUUCAUACUUUUAUUACUAAAGUAUUCUUCUUCACUGAUUGAAACCAAGAUAUUUUUUGAAGUGAAAAUUAGUUCUUCAGCUUGUAUUAUAUGUCAGCUUUUAUCAGUUUAUAAAAAUCUGUCACAUAUAUAACAAUGAUAUCACAAUACAUAGUGACCCACUCCCCAGUGUUGUUUUCUGUCCAACUUCAUGCGUUUCACCUACUUCAUGUUUUAUUUCGGGAUAUCUAUUUACAUGUAGAAUUGUUAAACUUUGUUGCGGUGAAAACUUAUUUCUGUUUAUGUACAUUUUGUAAAGAUAUAUAAAGUAUUUGCCGUACAAAAAC